AUGACUAAAUAUAGGGUGAAAGAGGAUCACGAAGACAUUCUUCUACAAUGCUUAGACAUAUGCAUCAAACGCUGCGCGGUCGGACAUGACUCCCACAAUCUGGAUGUCCGACUUCGACGGCUGCUAAGAGCAGUGUUGGACCAGUCCCUAGAUAAUGCAGCACAUGAGAAGUACAGCCUUGGUGACGACGAUAAAGGCUGCACAGACAUCUGUACACCAUAUUCUAAAAUUACUGGCACUGGAAUUGCAAUGCCUCCAAUCAAUUCGACAGCUCGGAAGACUACUCGGACCUCUUGUGCGUUGCCUACGGUAGUCAUUGAGAGUAUUGAAUCCAGAGAUGCCUCACUGAAGCAGCACUCAGACAUGUGCAGCUUUGAACAAUAUCGUGAGCCAAACUCGCAUCCGUUGGUCCAUCUACAGAGGGAACCCGUCACGUACCAACAUUUGCACGACAACCUCGGGGACGCUGAGAACCCGAAUUUGGUUUACACACCUACUACGUCGGAUUCUGUAACACUUUCCUGCAAAUUACCAGAAGUGGCACCCUCGACUGUUCUGAAGAUGCCACUUGUGUUCAAAAACGUACACGCAAAAGAAGACGCCCGGCUCGUCAUAGUCAGCACCACACACGAUACGACCCUUGCACAACCCCUAAACACGCAAGACGUCACUGUUGGCGCAAGAGGUGUAGUGAUACUAGGAUCGAUGUCAGAUGAGACCGCACGAAAGAUUUCGAGCUACCACAACGCAUCAGUCGUGAGAUUCUGA
This is a messenger RNA of Dissoconium aciculare CBS 342.82, 768 nucleotides long. RefSeq lists its product as uncharacterized. The transcript has a single exon. The coding region runs from base 1 to 768 and encodes 255 amino acids. The record is from RefSeq and is a predicted model, not a curated record. NCBI's taxonomy places the organism in Eukaryota, Fungi, Ascomycota, Dothideomycetes, Mycosphaerellales, Dissoconiaceae.